AUGAAGGGGGUAUUGAGGUUCGAGAAGAAGGGGAAGCUCAGUUUAAGGUAUAUUGGGCCUUUUGAGAUUCUGGACUGGAUUGGAACUGCAGCAUACCAAGUUGCUCUACCACUGAACCUGUCAGGAGUUCAUAAUGUGUUCCACAUAUCUAUACUUAGGAGGUACAUCUCUAACCCUUCUCAUGUGAUUGGUCAUGAAUUCGUGCAGUGGAUGCCGGAUCUGUCCUAUGAGGAGGUGCCGAAACAAAUCCUUGAUUGUCAAGUCCGAAAGCUGAGGAAUAAGGAGACCAAAAUGGUGAAGAUUCUAUGGGGAAAUCAGCUUAUAGAGGAAGCUACAUGGGAGACUGAACUGGAUAUGUGCAACCGCUACCCCAAACUAUUUGGUAAGUCAAAUUUUGAGGAUGAAAUUUUUAUAAGGAGGGGAGAAUUGUAA
Molecule: messenger RNA, 432 nt
Organism: Zingiber officinale
Lineage: Eukaryota; Viridiplantae; Streptophyta; Magnoliopsida; Zingiberales; Zingiberaceae
Exons: 1
Coding region: 1-432 (143 amino acids)
Source: RefSeq, a predicted model, not a curated record